AUUAAAACUUCAACUUGUGCAGUUUUUGAUGUAACUAAAAUGUCCCUUUUUUGUGUCAUUUUUUUCAUUUUUUUAACAUUGGAUUUUUCAAUCGGUUGCAAUACAAAUUUAUGUCCGAUUGCCCGUAAAUUGCAAUCUGAAAAACCUGUCACAAAACCUCUUUCUGCUACUUGUAAUAAUGGAAAAGGUGAAAAAAUUGCAAUAGGAAUCGAGACUAUCAACAUUUGUUAUGGCACCUCAUUUACAAAAAAAAUUAUUGUAUGUGUGAAAAAUACAAUGCCACUACAGAAAACUUACUGGGCAAAACACAAAAUUGAAAAAGAGUAUAAAUCAUGCCCAGAGAAGGCUUCAAAACCGUCGUGGAAAACUGAUAAUCUUCAAGGAGAUGUCGACCUUUUUUAUAAAACGAUUCGAAAUUAUGAAGGAGAGACUUAUGAUAAGGGUCAUCUCGCUCCUAGGUGCGAUUUCAACACAGAAAUUGACCGAAGUAUGACCUUUUUUUAUAUAAAUGCAGCACCGCAAUGGUCAUCAUUCAAUAAGGGAAUUUGGAGGAAUUUAGAACAAGGUGUGAGAGACCAAACAACCCCAGAUCCACCACAAUAUGUUAUUACAGGAACUGUCGGUUCUAGAAAUUUGAAUUCUUCGCACAAUUUAAUAAAUAUUCCUAAAUAUUUUUAUAAAAUCGUACUUCCUGAGCCCGUGGUUUAUAUUGGGUUUAAUUAUAACAACACAAGUGAAGAGAGAUUGUGUCAACCGCUUAAUUUCUGUAAAUUCUUGCAAGUCCAAAAUAAAAAAAUCUAUUGUUGCAAGUUGAAUGACGACCUUAUGGGGAAACUAGGAUUAGAAGAAAAAGAUUUGACUAAAGACCUUAACUAACAACUAAAACCACAUAAUAAAAAAAAGUAUUUG
Messenger RNA from Tribolium madens (black flour beetle), 909 nucleotides. RefSeq lists its product as uncharacterized. The coding region runs from base 40 to 876 and encodes 278 amino acids. Gene Ontology annotation, molecular function: RNA endonuclease activity; single-stranded DNA endonuclease activity; metal ion binding. NCBI's taxonomy places the organism in Eukaryota, Metazoa, Arthropoda, Insecta, Coleoptera, Tenebrionidae. The transcript is spliced from 2 exons. The record is from RefSeq and is a predicted model, not a curated record. Gene Ontology annotation, biological process: apoptotic DNA fragmentation. Gene Ontology annotation, cellular component: mitochondrial inner membrane; nucleus.